Malurus melanocephalus (red-backed fairy wren) is the source of this 4311-nucleotide messenger RNA. RefSeq names its product cellular repressor of E1A stimulated genes 2 (gene CREG2). The record is from RefSeq and is a predicted model, not a curated record. NCBI's taxonomy places the organism in Eukaryota, Metazoa, Chordata, Aves, Passeriformes, Maluridae. The coding region runs from base 1 to 831 and encodes 276 amino acids. The transcript has 4 exons.
AUGUCGGCGGGGCGGCCGUGGCCGUGGUGGCUGCUGCCGGCGCUGCUGUGGGGCGGCGCGGGGGGGUACGUGGUGGUCAGCUCGGUGUCGUGGCCGCUGCCCGAGGCGGGGGCGGCGGCGGACGAGCUGCACAGCUCCUCCACCGAGGAGGCGCUGCCCGCGCUGCUGGAGGAGCCGGGCGGCCUCUGGAAGCAGAGCUACCCGGCCUCGGCGUACCGGGAGGAUGCGGCGCUGGGCUCCGGGCCGGCGGCGCGGCGGCCGGGCCAGGGGGCCGCCCCCUCCAGGAUGUUCUCCUACCGGCGGGAGGGCGGAGGGGCGCCGGGCCGCGCCGGGACCGCCCGCUUCCUCGCCCGCCACAACAGCUGGGGCUUCGUGGCGACGCGGGCCGCCCGAGGAAAGAUCCAAGGUAUGCCCUAUGGGAACUGUUUACUUCUCAGCGAUGGUCCCGUCAAUAACAGCACUGGAAUCCCUUUCUUUUAUGUGACACCAAAGGAUAGCACUGUGACAGAUCUUCUGAAGAAUCCCAUGGCUUCUCUGACCCUGCCAGAGGCAGAUGGAAAUUUCUGCAGAAAAAAUGUAAUUGAUCCAGAGGAUUCGAGGUGUGCCAGGCUGACUCUCACAGGACAGAUGGUCACGGUGCCUCCGGAGGAAGUAGAAUUUGCCAAGCAAGCAAUGUUUUCCAGGCACCCAGUGGUAAGAAAGUGGCCUCGUAGCUAUGAGUGGUUCUUCAUGAAAAUGAACAUUGAACACAUCUGGCUUCAAAACUGGUAUGGAGAAGUUUCUCCCAUUGCAGUAGAAGAGUAUUUAAAAGCAGCUCCAAGUAAAGGAUGAUCGAAUGGGCUUUGAGAUAGAAAUCUCCUGAGUUUCCUUUCCAAACACUUCUAAAUUUUCAUGGUACAUGGUUUCUUUACAGUGAUUUUUUUUCCCCUCCCCAAAAGCUUCAAAAUAGCUCUUUCUCACAUGGAGCGGACUGAAAAUAAAUCAACACAGACUUUCAAAUUAUGAAGGAGAGGUGGAUACUAGCCCUACCCUGCAAUGUACAGACUUGUCAUUUCAAGCAGGCAACACGUCAUCUGAAAUGCUGUUUUAAAAAUACUUUGUAUCUGUUUGUUUUGACUUCUAUUGCUGUSCACUCACAGGGAAACUACACUAUGUGCUAAAUAUAAUGUUCUGAUUUGCAGAAAACRCAAAUUGCCCACUCAGAACCUUCUAUGCAUUGUGGAGGUAUUACUGCUGCUUGGUCUCCCUUGGUUUGUAAGUACUCUAAGAGAAACUUAAUAGCUKCAAAUUUAGGUGUUUAAGUUUAAAAACAAAUAAUUUGCUAAAGCUGUCCUCAUUUGCUAACUUUUCUUUUCUAUGUGUGUUUUUCCCUAAUUAGAUAAUUUGGUAUUUCASUUGGAAAUUGAGUAGAACUUCUCUCUUUAGUAGAAAAAAAUGCAAUCAGUUCAAACAGCACAGCUCCAAUAUAACUUGUCUCUGACACAAAGCUGGUUAAACACAUUAAGGGCCAAAAUCAAAUCGGCCCCAAAAGGAUUAUCUCAAUACAAGUAUAAACACUCUCAUAAGAAGAAUUUAAGCAAAUGUUCUCAGCUAGCCUGUUCCUGUUGAGACAGGAAAAGUAUUUCUAAUAGCCUGUAGUCCCAAUUUUUUUUGCCUCCCUGCUCAAGCCACUGCUUUAUUUUUAACUGGCUUGUGCAACUGAUCUUUUGUAAGCCCUCACUAAAUCAUUGAGGGGUGGAGUCUCUCCCCUAACUCCGUUUCCUCACCAAGARUAAAGGGCUUGUUCAUCCAUUUAUUUUUUAAAGAAGCCCAAAGAUGGUAGGUAUUUCAGGCCAUGAAAAMGUACUUUUCCCAGUGCAAACUUUGUUGCAAACACAUAUAUAGGCUUCUCAUGGAGUAAUACCAAAAGAGUUCAAAGGCAUUUUAAUCACCAUCAGCCCUUUCUCGAGAUGUCCUCCUGGUAAACUUAUUCUGCAUUUCUUAAGGGUAUCACAGAAAGAAACUUCCCAUGGCUAAGAGCCAAGUCACCACAGUUUUAAAAUUAUAUGGCUGCUCUCCCGUUACAUUAAGAAAGAGACAUACUGAAAUGAGAUUUCUGUGCCUGUGGGGAAGGUCUUCGAGCAUCCCUGGAAGUGCACCUGAGCUCUGGACACCAGCCUGCACCAUGUCUGGGCUGGGGAGGAGCCUGGGUGCGUGGGUAAGUGCCCUAAGAUUGUACAGGUUAAUCCCGGGGCAGAGCUCAGAGGCAGCUGMAUGAGCUGUGAUCAGCUGGAAGCCAAUUAAGUGUAGCUUGGUUUAUUUUGGCUCCAGCAUGGAGAGAGGGAGUCAUUCCCAGAACAACUGGGCACCAUACUGGUUUGACUACAAGGGGGCACUUAGCCGCAGGGUGAGUCCUCAGCUCCAGGCAUCGUUGCUACUCCUGAUACUCUGUAAGAAGCAAAAGCAAGUGGAGGAGGGAAUUUUUGUUUAGACACUUACUAAGCCUUUUUUUUAUUCUUGUCUCAUUGCUAACGAGACUCUGUUGGCAGUGCAGAUCUUUUGCAGAGGUAAUUAUACAAAAGGAGGAAAUGUCCUGCCUGAAUCUAUUUCCUUCUAUUUUAUUUCUUGGCAGAUGAGCUGCAUUUUCACAUUUGAGUUUGCCCCGAAUCUUGCAUUGGGUAGUACUGAAGCAAGAUGGCCUGUCCUGUACAAAUUUAUAGAAUACCAUCAAGUGAAAUCCCCCUUGACUCAUAUAAUUUUGCCAUGGGAAUCUUUGUUCACUAUGGAUUUAAUGACUUUGUCCAUUAAGAUUAAUGGGACUUUUAAAUCYGAGUGCAACAGGAAGAAUACUAGGCCUUUUAAGGGAAUUUCACACGUGUAACAUUUCUGUUGAACUAUAAUUACAUAUUUCAUUAUCCCAGUUCACUACUAUCCCCAGAGAAACGUGAAAAACCUAUUCUGUCCCCCACUCCUAAAUACACACAGAUUAAGCAAAUACAGAGUACAAUCUUAAUGUUUAAACAAGCUGAUGAAGAGAAAAAGAAUUUUAGAAGUGCUGCUGUUACUGUACUCUCAAUUUCAUUCAUGUCCCCUGGAAACAGUGACAGGGCCCUAUGUCCUAUCCAUUAACUUAUUAACUAGCCUUGAAGUAGUAAGGGAUUGUGUCAACAAGGUUCAGAAGAGCUUCAGUGGUUUAAGAAGUAAGUGUGUACUAAGAAAAGUUUUGAAUUUACAACAUCCUACUUGUUACAGACUGUCUCCCUGCACACACAGAUUAAUUGGAGUAGCUUCAGUAUUGUAAAAUGACACAUUCAUCAAGAAGCUUUUCAGUAUGGACCCACCGUGAGGCUCUUGACAGAACCUCAAAAUAUGAAAUGGUGAUGACAUGUAAAGUGACAAAAUGGGCCUCUUGAAGAAAUGCUGUCUUAAAUCACCUGUUCUCAUUUCAUACUUCCUUCACCCAAGGAAUAGUUACCAUGAAAAUCCUUGGAAGUCUGUAGAAAUUCAUAAAAAUAUGACCAGCAGAUUUUGAAUGGAAUUUUCCCGACCAAAAAAAAAAAAGAGGGGAAAGUAGUUUGCUUAUUUGGGUUUUAUAUUAUUAUUUAUACGCUAGUCCCAAUUUUUCUUUGAAAAGACAAAUGUCUCAAGUAAUAUUGGUCAUCACAUGAUACAUAAUGUUUGUUAAAGCUUUUAACCCAAAGAGUUUUAUCUGAAAUACCAUAAUAAAAACAUAGUUCCUUAAGACUGUAGAGYCUGAUCUUGCUUCAAUUCAAGUCAAUAGCAAAAAUCCCAUUUAUUUGUUGUGUUUUAAUUAUUAGAUCAAACAAGCAUUUUCAUAAAAUGUCUUGAUAAAGUCUUAUGUAUUUAUUAAGCAUUUCAACCAGCUGAUGUGUAAUUUCCAUGUGUUCUGUAUUUUAGUUAUUUCUGUAGCUUCCCCAAAAAAGUUUGUUGUGCAACAUGUUUAAAAUUUAAACUGUGGUCUUGCGAUAUUUAAAAGAUGUAUUUGGCUAUUUCUGUAUACUUGCUGAAAAAAGGAAAAUGAAGCUGAAAAGUUGGGUUCUCACUUUUUGCUAAUUUGUGCAAAAGUAAUGCAUGUACAGGAUUUAGGUACAGCUGUUUUGAACUGCUGCUCUUAUUUAACCAAAGAAUGCUCCGUUUCUGAUGAAAUUUUCAUCACUUCAGUGGUUGAAAUGCAACCUGUCACACUUCUGGAUGUGUAUUGCAAUUUGCAAUGUAUUUUGAUUUCUAAAAAUAUUGAAAGUUGUUAACAAAAUGGCCAUGGAGAAGAAAUGAAAAUAAAACAAAUUUCAAAGCAGAAAGUGUAUAAGGAUA